This is a messenger RNA of Leptosomus discolor (cuckoo roller), 504 nucleotides long. NCBI's taxonomy places the organism in Eukaryota, Metazoa, Chordata, Aves, Leptosomiformes, Leptosomidae. The record is from RefSeq and is a predicted model, not a curated record.
AUGGGACGACAAAUUCACUUCGUGGUUGACCCUCAGGGUUGGUGCUGCAUGGGUCUGAUUAUCUUUGUCUGGCUGUACAAUACAAUCUUCAUUCCAAAAGUCAUCCUUUUUCCUCACUAUGAAGAGGGACAUAUUUCAGUUGUGGCAAUUUUGUGUUAUUACUUCUGCUCAUUGUUUUGUAUAGCUUCAUUACUAAGAGCCUCAGUAGCUGAUCCAGGAAAGCUACCUGAAAACCCAAAGAUACCAAUUACAGAACGAGAAUAUUGGGAGUUGUGUAACAAAUGCAAUAUGAUGAGACCAAAGCGUUCGCACCAUUGCAGUCGUUGUGGACAUUGUGUGAGGAGGAUGGAUCACCACUGUCCGUGGAUUAAUAAUUGUGUUGGUGAAGACAAUCAUUGGCUGUUUUUGCAGCUGUGUUUCUACACUCAGAUCCUUAGUUUCUAUACACUGAUACUUGAUUUCUGCCAUUACUACUACUUUUUGCCUCUGAAAAAAGAAAACUGG